AUGGUCCUACAAACUGAUUUAGGUGACAUUCAUGGGCAAUAUUGUGACCUUUUAAGGCUUUUUGAAUAUGGUGGGUUUCCUCCUCAGGCCAAUUAUUUGUUUCUUGGAGACUACGUGGACCGGGGAAAGCAGAGUUUGGAAACAAUAUGCCUUUUGCUUGCCUACAAGAUCAAAUACCCUGAGAACUUCUUCCUUCUAAGAGGAAAUCAUGAAUGUGCUUCUAUUAACCGUAUAUAUGGAUUCUAUGAUGAAUGUAAACGCCGGUUCAACGUGAGACUUUGGAAAACCUUUACAGACUGUUUUAAUUGUCUUCCUGUAGCUGCUCUUAUAGAUGACAAAAUACUAUGCAUGCAUGGCGGCCUUUCUCCUGAUCUAACAAACUUAGAUCAGAUAAGAAACUUACCUCGUCCAACUGAUGUUCCUGACUCUGGCUUGCUUUGUGAUUUACUUUGGUCGGAUCCUAGUAGAGAAAUGAAAGGUUGGGGAAUGAAUGAUAGGGGAGUCUCAUUCACUUUUGGCCCUGAUAAGGUGGCAGAAUUCUUAAUGCAGCAUGAUAUGGAUCUUGUUUGUCGUGCCCAUCAGGUUGUGGAGGAUGGGUAUGAAUUCUUUGCUGACAGGCAGCUUGUUACCAUAUUCUCAGCCCCUAACUAUUGUGGUGAAUUUGAUAAUGCUGGUGCAAUGAUGAGUGUUGAUGAAAGCUUAAUGUGCUCCUUCCAGAUUUUGAAGCCUGCAGAUAGAAGGCCUAGGUUCUUAUGAAACUAGAUGUCAUUACUGCAGUCUUUGUUCUCCAUUGAAUUUCUAAGACACCAUCCUGCAGAAGCCAUGCCCUUUCUUGGGGAAGAGUACUUGAAGUUGGUGGCUUCAAAGCUUGAGUUGAGAUGUAGCAUAUUAUUGUGUUAUCCAUUUGGAGGGUAUUAGACAUUUUGUUGAAGCAUUGUGUUUUAAGGUGGUAGUUUUACGACUUAUUUGGUUCCGAAGCAAUUGUUGUCUGGACUGGCCAAACAUUGCCGGAUUUUUUUUUUAUAUCUUAUUUAAUUUUUCUCACGCAAUUUAUGAUGACACUGUAAAUACAUUUGGGUUUGUAAAUUGCGGUGCACUUGUAGAUUGUUUUUUCAAAGAUUUACGACUACUUUUCCCAAUACCAGUCCGUACUACGGGCAGGGUGUACAUGGCGAUCGAUGGUAAC
Messenger RNA from Ilex paraguariensis (yerba mate), 1186 nucleotides. The record is from the annotation of a GenBank genome assembly. Lineage: Eukaryota; Viridiplantae; Streptophyta; Magnoliopsida; Aquifoliales; Aquifoliaceae.